AAAAUUUUAUUAUUUUUUUAAUUUUCAUAUGAUAUCAAUUGUAUUCUAUCAGAAGAAAUAAAUAGAAAAAAUUUUCGGUAUGUAUAACGAGUAUUAAAGAAUAAUCAAAUAACAAUGAGCACGUGUAAAUUCAUUCAAAUUUCCCGGAUCAGUUUAAUACAAAGGCGCCAAAAGUGGCGCUAUCAGUUAAACAAAAAAGAAUAAUAUUUCUGAAUAGUAGGUGAGAAAAGACAUAUACGUUGUUUGAAUUUCAUUGAAUCGUGCGAUGUAUUUUAUUUUACUUGGUUUUGAAAUUAUCACCUUAUAGGGAAAACUAAAAACAAGUGAAUGUCUAAUAAGAAUACUGAUAUAGCUAAAGAAGCUUCUAAUUUUAUUACUAUCGAAGAAAUGGAGAAAAAAAAACUUCAUAAUGUAAAUGAGGAUACAAAAUUACAUUCUAAGGGCAACAAAACAUUUGUUAAUAAAAAUAAAAAAUAUAGAGGGAGAGAAAACAAAGAAAAUCUUGUACUAAAUGCAUGUAACAUAGGAAACUUAGAUAUAAUUGAAGAGUAUCUUAAUGAUCAUGAUGUGAAUAAUUUUUUAAAUACUGGUUGGACUUUACUUUUACAUGCUGCAUCAUCUUGUAACGUAAAAAUUGUUGAAUGCCUUCUGAUACAUGGAGCUAAUGCUAAUCUACAUAAAGAUGGAUUUACACCAUUAAUGGCAUUAUGUAGUUCUACAAAAGGAAAAAUAGAAGAUUGUUUAAGCUGUUUAUUUCUGUUAAUUGAAGCAUCAAAUAAUGUAGAUGCAACUAAUAAUCAAAAGCUAACAGCUUUAAUGUAUGCUUGUAAAACAAACAAAAUAGAAAUUGUGAGGGAACUAAUAAAAUAUACCAAAAAUAUUAAUGCUUAUGAUAGUGAAGGUUAUACUGCUUUGAUGUAUGCUGUCUUAAGCAAUGAAGUUGAAAUAGUAAAAUUACUUUUGGACAAUCAAGCUGAUGUCACAAUUAAAAAUAAUCAUUAUGAGACUGCUAAAGACAUAGCAAAUUUAAAGGGAUAUGAGGAGAUCUUAUCGUUAUUACCCAGCGAAAAUGAUGUAUCAACUACAUAUGAAUUAUCUAGAAUGGAUGAAUGGAAACAUAUGUUUCAUAGAUUGUCCCCUAAUCAAGAUCAAGUUGUUAAGUGUGAUAUAUCAGAUAUUUUGUAUGGAAUGGGAUUACGAAAUUAUACUAAUCUUUUUCAAGGAAUGGAGCUUCAAACAUUUUUACAAUUAACUGAAAAAGAUCUCAUAAAUUUAAAAAUGGAUAUUAGUAUUCACAGAGAUCGAUUUUUAAAAGAUUUAUAUAAAUUUCAUCGUAAAACAUGGAAAAUGCAGACCAUAGGGACUGUUAGUUCAUCUAAUUCUUACACAUUUUAUGAUGGGAUUGUAUCCAUGGGUAUUAUUGCAAAACAAGUUUUAGUUAUGACUUCUACUUUUCAUUAUAUAAAAAAAAAUAUAAAUAAUGAUUCUCCUGAAAUUAUGUUUGCCAAUAAUAUACAAAUAUCUAAAUAUCUAAGAUCAAUUAAAAAUGUUGAAGAGGCACUUGUAAAUAUGAAACAAAAACUUUUGCAUGUAAAAACUCUUGUAAAGAAGAUGAACGUACAAAAUACCUUAAACGAACCUCCGUGUCAUAUCGGUUCAAAAACGGCAAAAAAUUUUUAUUUUAAACCUAUAAUAUUGAGUAUACUAUUAGUAUGUGGAAUAUAUUUAACUAGAGUAUGAGUUUAUAAAUAAAGAACUGUCAGUAAGUAGAGAAGAAGCAAUCCAUACUUAUUUGUUUUUUACUUCAUAUUAUUAAAGUAUAUAGUUUUUUUGUACAGUAGAAAUAUGGAUUUCAUAUUCUUUAUAAAAUCUUAAUCACAUUUACAUCUUAUUUUAAUAAACAAUUCGUUUUACUUAAUGAUCGUAUAAGUUAGCUAAUUUUGUCAUUAACGGAAACAAAGAAUGAAAAGAUGGAAUAUUGUUUUGUUGUAUAGUUAACUGAUAACGUUCCAACGAUCCUUUACUGAGAGCUAUUCUAUCCUUUUCUUCUGUAUGACUAUCCAUCCAUUGAGAUAAUCGUCCGAUGGACCAACCUGCACUCUAUAAAUUAAAAUAUAUACAUUUUUUAAGAUUCGUAUUACUUUUCAAUCUUAAAAAUUAAUAAAGAGAUGAUUAAAUAAUUUACUUGAUGUGGAGAUAAUAAUUCAGGUGGUGCACCAGAAAAUAAAUGUAGAAGGAUAAGAGAUGGUGGUACACUGUUUUCUGAUGGAUCUUCUAAAACUUUUUGUACCAUAUCUUCUGGCUUUUGUAAUAUCAAUGCUUUUAAAGCUCUUAAUCUCCUAUAUUGUUGUUGUUCUAACAAACUUAACUGACCUCCACCACAUAAUGGUGAUACAGCAUGCUCCAUCUGAAUAUAAAUCGAUGCUUUUAUUGUAGUAAGCUUUUUAUAUGAAUAAUAUUUGUAAUGAUAUAUACCUGAGUGAAAUCCAUAAUUAAUUUUUUUCUUCCAAAAUCUGUUAAUGGCCUCAAUAAACAAGCAUGUCUCAUAAAUAAUUCAAUGCAUCUAGAAGCUACAGCCUUACAACUUAAAAAUUAGAUUCCAAUGUUAGGAAAUAAAAUAAAGUAUAUUGUAUUAUAACGAUUAUAACAAAA
Vespula pensylvanica (western yellowjacket) is the source of this 2652-nucleotide messenger RNA. Its product is annotated as ankyrin repeat, SAM and basic leucine zipper domain-containing protein 1-like. The transcript has 9 exons. Lineage: Eukaryota; Metazoa; Arthropoda; Insecta; Hymenoptera; Vespidae. Bases 328 to 1740 code for a protein of 470 amino acids. Gene Ontology annotation, molecular function: protein binding. The record is from RefSeq and is a predicted model, not a curated record.